This is a messenger RNA of Sphenostylis stenocarpa, 798 nucleotides long. The record is from the annotation of a GenBank genome assembly. Lineage: Eukaryota; Viridiplantae; Streptophyta; Magnoliopsida; Fabales; Fabaceae.
AUGGCUUCUGUUGAAUACAACUUCCCUCCUCAAAAGCAAGAUACGCAGCCUGGCAAAGAGUAUCUUAUGAAUCCACCACCACAAUACAGCAGCCAGGACUACAGGCCUUCAAAUAAACUUCAAGGAAAGAUAGCUGUAGUAACUGGAGGUGACUCUGGAAUUGGACGAGCUGUGUGCAACUUGUUUUCAUUAGAGGGUGCUACUGUCAUCUUCACCUACGUGAAGGGACAGGAGGACAUAGACGCAAGGGAUACGCUUGAGAUUAUAAGAAAGGUGGUUGAUGCUUACGGUCGAAUUGACAUUUUGGUCAACAAUGCAGCAGAGCAAUAUGAGAGUGAAUCAUUGGAAGAAAUCGAUGAAAUAAGACUUGAGAGAGUGUUUCGAACUAAUAUAUUUUCUCAUUUCUUCAUGACCAAGCAUGCUGUGAAGCACAUGAAGGAAGGAAGCAGCAUAAUCAACACAACAUCAGUGACUGCAUAUAUAGGAAACGCAACACUAGUGGAUUACUCAUCAACAAAGGGAGCCAUUGUGGCGUUUACGAGGGCCUUAGCACUUCAGCUUGUGAGUAAGGGAAUACGAGUGAAUGGGGUUGCGCCUGGACCAAUUUGGACUCCAUUAAUAGCAGCAACUAUGAAGGAGGAAGAAAUUGUUCAAUUUGGUUCGGACACGCCAAUAAAGAGAGCGGGCCAACCUAUUGAAGUUGCUCCCUCUUUUGUGUUUCUUGCUAGCAACCAAUGCUCCUCUUACAUAACUGGCCAAGUUCUCCAUCCCAACGGUGGAUUCAUUGUGAAUGCUUGA